CUUAUCCCGCAGAAACUAGGAGGCACGGGAGAGUCGGCAAGGGGAAGAGAGUUUAUGUGACGCUGCCGGCAGCGGGAGAGGGUGGGAUGGGGGCGGGUGUCGGUGUAGGGGCACACGGAAGGGACGGAUAUCAUUGUGACACCGCAGGGACGCGCUGAGGAACGGAUGUUGGUGUGGCCCGGGUGCACGCUGAACCAGCAGGCGGAACCGGGUGGCCAUGGGGAUGUGGGCAUCGCUGGACGCGAUGUGGGAGAUGCCGGCCGAGAAGCGCAUCUUUGGGGCCGUGCUGCUUUUCUCCUGGACAGUGUAUCUUUGGGAGACCUUCCUAGCACAGCGGCAGAGAAGGAUAUAUAAAACAACAACUCACGUACCACCCGAGUUAGGACAGAUAAUGGAUUCUGAAACAUUUGAGAAAUCUCGACUGUAUCAAUUGGAUAAAAGUACUUUCAGCUUCUGGUCUGGACUUUAUUCUGAAAUUGAAGGCACUCUUAUUCUCCUCUUUGGAGGAAUACCUUAUCUCUGGAGACUUUCUGGACGUUUCUGUGGUUAUGCUGGCUUUGGAUCAGAGUAUGAGAUUACUCAGUCCUUGGUGUUUCUGCUGUUGGCUACACUUUUCAGUGCAUUGACGGGUUUGCCAUGGAGUCUUUAUAAUACUUUUGUGAUAGAAGAAAAACAUGGUUUCAAUCAACAGACGUUGGGAUUCUUCAUGAAAGAUGCAAUCAAGAAAUUUAUCGUGACUCAGUGUAUUUUAUUGCCUGUAUCUUCACUACUACUUUAUAUUAUCAAAAUUGGGGGUGACUAUUUUUUUAUUUAUGCCUGGCUGUUCACAUUAGUUGUGUCUCUGGUUCUUGUCACAAUCUAUGCUGAUUAUAUUGCCCCUUUAUUUGACAAAUUCACACCUCUGCCUGAGGGAAAGCUUAAACAAGAAAUUGAAGUAAUGGCAAAGAGUAUUGACUUUCCUUUGACUAAGGUGUAUGUUGUUGAAGGAGAUUCCAAUACUAGGCAAGAAGAAAACCACACAUAUGAAUAUGAAGAACAGAAUAAGAAACAAGGAUGUAAAAAUGAGGAGGUGCUUGCUGUACUAGGACAUGAACUGGGGCACUGGAAGUUGGGACACACAGUCAAAAACAUCAUUAUUAGCCAGAUGAAUUCUUUCCUGUGUUUUUUCUUGUUUGCUAUAUUAAUUGGUCGAAAGGAGCUUUUUGCUGCAUUUGGUUUUUAUGACAGCCAACCCACUCUCAUUGGACUAUUGAUCAUCUUUCAGUUUAUUUUUUCACCGUAUAAUGAGGUUCUUUCUUUUUGCUUAACAGUCCUAAGCCGCAGAUUUGAAUUUCAAGCUGAUGCAUUUGCCAAGAAACUUGGGAAGGCUAAAGACUUAUAUUCUGCUUUAAUCAAACUUAACAAAGAUAACUUGGGAUUCCCUGUUUCUGACUGGUUGUUUUCAAUGUGGCAUUAUUCUCAUCCUCCGCUACUAGAGAGACUUCAAGCUUUGAAAAGUUCAAAACAAGACUGAGAUGCCCAGGGUCUGUGACUGAAGACAUUUCUGAUUAUUUCUGUCCUGGCAGCAUGUUCUAGCUCUUGAUGUUUUUAAACUUUUGCUUUUUUUAAAGAAAAAUUACUAAGUACAUAAAAGCCCAGAUUUAAUUACAUUCAGUAUCUCAUUUCAAAAAUGAUUUUAAUAAUCCAUUUCUUAAACACUGGAUGAAAAUUUGAGGCUUAAUGGUUUUUAAAGGCAUAGUUUUAUCUUUGAGAUUAAUUUACCAUCAACUUGUAAAAUUAUUUGAGAAAAUACAGAAUUCGUUUUAUUUAUACACUUAA
This is a messenger RNA of Otolemur garnettii (small-eared galago), 1818 nucleotides long. It is a transcript of the gene ZMPSTE24, whose product is annotated as zinc metallopeptidase STE24. Gene Ontology annotation, molecular function: metalloendopeptidase activity. The coding region runs from base 218 to 1513 and encodes 431 amino acids. NCBI's taxonomy places the organism in Eukaryota, Metazoa, Chordata, Mammalia, Primates, Galagidae. Gene Ontology annotation, cellular component: endoplasmic reticulum membrane. The transcript is spliced from 10 exons. The record is from RefSeq and is a predicted model, not a curated record. Gene Ontology annotation, biological process: CAAX-box protein processing.